GCGAGCGAGCGGGGCGCGGCGAGGGGCGCGGGAGGGGAGGGCCCCGGCGCGCAGAACCCGCGCCGGAGGGACGCGGGGCGGCCACUCGUCCUCACCUUCGGGUCUCAUGCGGUGGCGGCGCCCGGCUCCGCCGCUCCCGGCUCGCACGCUAUAGCCAUGGCCGCCGUGGCGGUUCUCCGCAACGACUCGCUGCAGGCUUUCCUUCAGGACCGCACCCCCAGUGCCUCCCCGGACCUGGGCAAACACUCGCCCCUGGCGCUGCUAGCCGCCACCUGUAGCCGCAUCGGCCAGCCGGGGACCGCGGCGCCCCCCGACUUCCUGCAGGUGCCCUACGACCCAGCGCUGGGCUCGCCCUCCCGGCUCUUCCACCCGUGGACCGCUGACAUGCCAGCGCACUCGCCGGGCGCGCUGCCGCCCCCUCACCCCAGCCUGGGGCUGACGCCGCAGAAAACGCACCUGCAGCCGGCCUUCGGGGCGGCGCACGAGCUCCCGCUCACCCCGCCGGCCGACCCCUCGUACCCCUACGAGUUCUCGCCGGUCAAAAUGCUGCCCUCGAGCAUGGCGGCGCUGCCCGCCAGCUGCGCGCCCGCCUACGUGCCCUACGCCGCCCAGGCCGCGCUGCCCCCGGGCUACUCCAACCUGCUGCCCCCGCCACCGCCGCCGCCGCCGCCGCCGCCGCCUCCCUCGUGCCGCCAGCUCUCCCCCAACCCGGCCCCCGACGACCUCCCGUGGUGGAGCAUCCCGCAGGCGGGCGCCGGGCCCGGGACCUCCGGAGUGCCGGGGACCAGCCUUUCCGGCGCCUGUGCGGGGGUUCCCCACGCACCGCGCUUCCCUGCCUCCGCGGCUGCCGCCGCCGCUGCCGCCGCCGCCCUGCAGCGGGGCCUAGUGCUCGGCCCGUCGGACUUCGCUCAGUACCAGAGCCAGAUCGCCGCGCUGCUGCAGACCAAGGCCCCCCUGGCGGCCACGGCCAGGAGGUGCCGCCGCUGCCGCUGCCCCAACUGCCAGGCGGCGGGCGGCGCCCCCGAGGCGGAGCCGGGCAAGAAGAAACAGCACGUGUGCCACGUGCCGGGCUGCGGCAAAGUGUACGGCAAGACGUCGCACCUGAAGGCGCACCUGCGCUGGCACACGGGCGAGCGGCCCUUCGUGUGCAACUGGCUCUUCUGCGGCAAGAGUUUCACGCGCUCCGACGAGCUGCAGCGGCACCUGCGGACCCACACCGGGGAGAAGCGCUUCGCUUGUCCCGAGUGCGGCAAGCGCUUCAUGCGUAGCGACCACCUAGCCAAACACGUCAAGACGCACCAAAACAAGAAACUCAAGGUUACUGAGGCCGGGGUCAAGCGGGAGGACCCACGGGACCUAUGAGCCCACCUGGCGGCUCCCGGCUAGGGGCAGGGCGCGCUGCGGGCAGCGGGGCGGAGCAGAGGCGAUUGCCCUUUCAAGCUGCCAGGGUCCGGGAGAGAGGCUGGGAUCCAGGCUCCCUGGGGAGGCUCCUGGGACAGGGACCCAGACGGGUUCAGAAGGGGCAUAGGAGUCUGCGUUAGGCUAAGGCAGUUCCCAGCUCUGGACUCUUCUUCCUACCGUCUAGGAGA
Messenger RNA from Sorex fumeus (smoky shrew), 1589 nucleotides. RefSeq names its product Sp5 transcription factor (gene SP5). Gene Ontology annotation, biological process: regulation of transcription by RNA polymerase II. Bases 157 to 1362 code for a protein of 401 amino acids. The record is from RefSeq and is a predicted model, not a curated record. Lineage: Eukaryota; Metazoa; Chordata; Mammalia; Eulipotyphla; Soricidae. Gene Ontology annotation, molecular function: DNA-binding transcription factor activity, RNA polymerase II-specific; RNA polymerase II cis-regulatory region sequence-specific DNA binding. The transcript is spliced from 2 exons.